AGGAAUAGAUCUAAAAAUUUUCUAGGCAAUUUUAAAUUGAGAAAACUGAAAUUUAAAGAGAAAAUUUGGGGGAAAAUCGAAGUGUGAGAGAGAGGAACUACUUUGUUUUUCGGAGGCGCGAGCGUGGCGGGACACGCCUGUGCCAACAGCUGAUCGCAGGACAACAAACGAGAGGGAGCCUCGCAGGAACAAUGACGGAGCCUGCCUCUACCUCCUCCUCCUCCUCCUCGGGAGCCCCGGCUCUCGCCGAGAAGCGCUGCGACGAGGCCAAAGAGGACGAGGUGGCCGCUAAGAAACCCCGACUCGAGACCUGUGACCGAGACGACACGGACAACAAGCUGGAAGCUCGUCUGGGAGGCAUUUUGUGCUGCGCUGUCUGCCUCGACCUGCCUCGGUCAGCUGUGUAUCAGUGUUCAAAUGGACAUCUCAUGUGUGCGGGAUGCUUCACCCAUCUUCUUGCCGAUGCCCGCAUUCGGGACGAGACAGCCACAUGCCCCAACUGUCGUGUGGAAAUAUCUCGUUCCCUCGCCACAAGGAAUUUGGCGGUAGAAAAGGCUGUGUCAGAACUGCCAGCAGAGUGUCAGUUUUGUGGGCAGAAGUAUCCUCGGAAUUCCCUUGAUCGCCAUGAAGUUGAACUUUGUGAGGAAAGACCAGUGCAUUGCCAGUAUAAUGUUCUUGGGUGUGGGUGGCGAGGUCCACAUCACGAUGUUACCAGUCACGAGCAGCAGUGUCAGCACCCCUCGCACACGGGGGAACAGGUUUUCUCACACCUGCAAAGACAGGCGGAGACUGCAGAGGAGGCCUCCAAGACUUUCAAUCAAAUUAUGUCAGUACUUUCAUUUGAAAAGAUCACAUUUAAUGAUUUGCAGCUGAAACCUUACCGGACAGAUGAAUUUAUCCAUAAGCUGUUCUACGAGACAAGCCGGUUCUCGGCUUUAGGCUACCAGUGGGUGAUAAAGGCACGCCUCAAUGACAACCAAAAGGAUCCUCACCUUACAUGUAACAGAUUUAUUACGUACCAGUUGAUUGUGAAGAAUAAACCUAGCAGUCCCAUGACAGUUCACUUCAUGAUUCUUCGAGGGCCUUUCGGAGACAUGCGUGUCGAUCCACACAUAUGCCAGUUUGAAUUUACUGAAAGCGGCAGCGAGAGUCCCUUUUUUGCCUUGCCGCUGCCUGACAGUGCAGAAUGUAAUAAACUUCUGGCUGCCCGCAUUAUUGACUUCAGAAUGCGCCCAACUUCCCUUCAAGAAAAUAUGUUGAUGAUGGGCAUGGUUACCAAAUAAAAGGUUGGGGGUUCCCGGCCCUGGCACACUGUGGCACUACAGUGUAUUAAGAUGUUGACCCCGAGUAUGUGCCACGAUAUUCAUUGGCUGACCCCACCAUGUGUAUGCUCAAAAAACUCGCAUCAUCUUUUUUUUUUUUAAGGUAUAUUUGUUUAUAUACUAAAUCUUGGUGUUAGCAAUGCCAGCUGAAAAUAAUUUGUGUAUGAAAGAAAUAUAUAUAUAGUUUGUGUGGGCUUGUGUUUGUGUGUGUGUGUGUGUGUAAUUGCCUAAGUGUAGUUCCAGGAUGAGAGCCAUGAGCAUAGUGUGUGUGUGUGUGUGUGUGUGUGUCGUAUCAAGCUAAUUUUGUUCCAAAGAUUUUAAAUAGUGGAUUCACAGAUAUUCUUAAUUUAAUGAAUAAAAUACUUUUUAUUUUAUUUUAACCAAAACUAACAUAACAAUAUGACCUAAACUAAAUAGGCCUAUUUUUCCAAGUAUACCCUGAUAUAAUUAAAACUAAUUCCAAUUUAGUAAAUCAUUAAGUUGAUAUCUGUUAAUAUUAUUAAGGGUUGGUUAAUUUUUAAAUAUUUGAUAAUCACUGUUGGGCAAAACAAUACUUGGUUAUCAGGUCUAGCAGUGCUGUUCUAGCUAUUAGAUACGACAUUACUCACACACACAUGGUAUGUAAAUUUGAAUGCAUACUGUAUAUGCAUAUGCUUUAUAUAUAUAUAUAUAUAUAUUAUAUAUA
Messenger RNA from Procambarus clarkii (red swamp crayfish), 2007 nucleotides. Its product is annotated as zinc finger TRAF-type-containing protein 1 homolog. Lineage: Eukaryota; Metazoa; Arthropoda; Malacostraca; Decapoda; Cambaridae. The record is from RefSeq and is a predicted model, not a curated record. Gene Ontology annotation, cellular component: nucleus.